Tachyglossus aculeatus (Australian echidna) is the source of this 2350-nucleotide messenger RNA. It is a transcript of the gene SFRP2, whose product is annotated as secreted frizzled related protein 2. The transcript has 3 exons. Gene Ontology annotation, molecular function: Wnt-protein binding. Lineage: Eukaryota; Metazoa; Chordata; Mammalia; Monotremata; Tachyglossidae. Gene Ontology annotation, biological process: non-canonical Wnt signaling pathway; negative regulation of canonical Wnt signaling pathway; canonical Wnt signaling pathway. The record is from RefSeq and is a predicted model, not a curated record. Bases 601 to 1485 code for a protein of 294 amino acids.
GAGAGCCCCCGGGUCCCGAAGCCCCGAAUGUAGGGCCGGGGGAGCCGGGAGCGCGAAUCUCUGUCUCUUGUCGUCUCCGUCUGUCUGUGUGUCUGGGUCUCUGUGGCUUCCCCGCACACGGCCAGGCACACUCGGCCCUCCCGCAGACACUUUGUCUCCGGCCACGCCGCGCCGGGGCUCCGGCUAGGGGCACGGGGUAGGGGACAGGGGAGUCGACGGGCCUAGGUGGCCGUCCCUCCCUCUUUCCCUUCCUUGAGCCCUCCCUCCAUCCUUGCUCGCUCCAUCCUUGCUGGCUGCGUCCUUCCCUCCACCCUUGCUCACUCUAUCCUUCGCUCCAUCCUUGCUCUCUCUCCAUCCUUGCUGGCUCCAUCCUUCCCUCCAUCCUUGCUGGCUCCAUCCUUCCCUCCAUCCUUGCUGGCUCCGUCCUUCCCUCCACUCUUGCUGUCUCCAUCCUUGCUGGCUCCAUCCUUGCCCUCUGCAUCCAUCUCUCCAUCCUUGCCGGCUCCACCCUCCGGUCCCUCGGGCCUUGCCGGCUCCAUCCACCCCUGGGUCCUUCCCGCGCUUCCUGCCCCCUUUCCCCUUGUUCCUCCUCCCUCCGCGAUGCCUCCGGGCCCCGGCUGGCUGGUCCUGCUCUCCCUGGCGACGCUGUGGCUGGGCCCGGCCCGGGGACUGUUCCUGUUCGGGCAGCCCGACUUCUCCUACAAGAGAAGCAACUGCAAGCCCAUCCCGGCCAACCUGCAGCUGUGCCACGGCAUCGAGUACCAGAACAUGCGGCUGCCCAACCUGCUGGGCCACGAGACCAUGAAGGAGGUGCUGGAGCAGGCGGGCGCCUGGAUCCCGCUGGUCAUGAAGCAGUGCCACCCGGACACCAAGAAGUUCCUCUGCUCCCUGUUCGCCCCCGUCUGCCUGGACGACUUGGACGAGACCAUCCAGCCGUGCCACUCGCUCUGUGUCCAGGUGAAGGACCGCUGCGCCCCGGUCAUGUCCGCCUUCGGCUUCCCGUGGCCGGACAUGCUCGAGUGUGACCGCUUCCCGCUCGACAAUGACCUCUGCAUCCCCCUGGCCAGCGGCGACCACCUCCUGCCGCCCACCGAGGAAGCACCUAAGGUAUGUGAAGCCUGCAAAAACAAAAACGACGAUGAUAAUGACAUCAUGGAAACCCUUUGUAAAAAUGAUUUUGCAUUGAAGAUAAAAGUGAAGGAGAUAACCUACAUCAAUAGAGACACCAAGAUCAUCUUGGAAACAAAGAGCAAGACCAUCUACAAGCUGAAUGGGGUGUCCGAAAGGGAUCUGAAGAAGUCGGUGCUCUGGCUCAAAGACAGCCUGCAGUGCACCUGCGAGGAGAUGAAUGACAUCCACGCACCCUAUCUCGUCAUGGGACAGAAGCAGGGUGGAGAGCUAGUGAUCACCUCGGUCAAGCGGUGGCAGAAAGGCCAGCGUGAAUUUAAGCGGAUCUCCCGCAGUAUCCGCAAGCUCCAGUGCUAGUCCUUUCCUGGCGAGCCCGCACCCGAGCCUGUCCUGACAGAGCGAGUCUGGUCCCCCCCAAUCUAGGACUACUUACUCUCACCACUCCUUGCCUUAAUGCCCCCCUUCACCCGUCCCCACCACCGCCACUGCCCAUCACCGCCGCUACCCACCCAUCCAUACGCACCUUCUCACCCCAGCAUUUCCUGAGUUGCAAGGUUCCAGGAGGCCUGGGAAAUCAAUAGCAGUUUUCAUUUACAAUACAGAAAAAGUCCAAAUUUUGUAUAUAUUAAAACAUUAAAAUUAUGAUUGUUUGUGAAGUAUUAAACUAAUUGUGUUAAAGCUACUUUUUGAAUUUGGUGCAAAUGUGAUGGAUCUGGUGGGUGUUUUUUUUUUCUUUUUCCUUCAUUUAGGAUGACUGGUAUUUUACCUUUCACUUACAUGCAGUUAACUGCAUAUUGCUUGAUUUCUCUAUAUACCCAGUCUCUAUCGUGUGUAAUAAAACAGUUGAGAUAGAGCUGGCUAUUAUCUCAACAUCUUUCUCAUCACAAAUCUCAUCAGCUUUCAUCAGCUACUUUACACCUUAUGUCACCAAGUUAUAAUUUUUGCAUGUGGUAUUACAUUUCCAAGUACAGUUCUUGCAUUGAUAAAAGCACAUUAACCUGUGUUCACGGCAUGAUUUCUUCAGAUAUAAGGUAAACCAGAUAAGUUUUGUAACAUCUGAAAACAACUUGUAGCUUUGUUUUUUAAAAUUUACUUAAUUUGUAGCCAACCUGUAACAUACCUAGUGAUUUACCUAAAAGUUGUAAAAUAUUGCUUUAACCAACACUGUAAAUAUUUCAGAUAAACAUUAUAUUCUUGUAUAUAAACUUUACAUCAUGUUUUA